Molecule: messenger RNA, 1235 nt
Organism: Rubroshorea leprosula
Lineage: Eukaryota; Viridiplantae; Streptophyta; Magnoliopsida; Malvales; Dipterocarpaceae
Source: the annotation of a GenBank genome assembly
CCACCUUAUCUCCUCCACCACUUUCAAUUUUCUGUUUUCCAUCUUUUUGGGGUAACCAUAACAAAGUUGUAAGAAACAAAGAAUUCCAUUUCCUAAAUCCACAACCCAAAAACAGAAGUACUCUCUAGCUUCUUCUUCAUGGCUCGUGAAAUUGAAGAUGUUAGAUACGAUGAGGAUUUCAUCCUGAAUUCUAGAGGAUUGAAGCUUUUCGCAUGCAAAUGGGUCCCCCUAAAGCGAGAACCAAAAGCCUUGAUCUUCAUCUGCCAUGGCUACGCCAUGGAGUGCAGCAUCACCAUGGAAAGCACGGCGCUCAGGCUAGCCAGAGCAGGAUUUGCAGUGUACGGCAUGGAUUAUGAAGGCCAUGGAAAAUCGGCUGGGCUCGCCGGCUACGUCAGUAGCUUCGACGCCGUCGUCGACGACUGCUCCGAACAUUACACAAACAUAUGUGAAAAGGAAGAGAACAAAGGAAAAAUGAGAUUUUUGUUGGGGGAGUCCAUGGGUGGAGGAGUGGCUCUGCUCUUGCACAGGAAAAAGCCGGACUUCUGGGACGGCGCAGUUUUGGUGGCUCCCAUGUGUAGGAUUGCAGACGAAAUGAAGCCACAUCCACUUGUUAUAAGUGUUUUGACAAAGCUUUGCAACUACAUUCCAACUUGGAAAUUAAUCCCUGGUCAAGACAUUGUUGAUGUCGCCUUUAAAGACCCUGAAGUGAGGGAAAAAAUUAGAUCAAACCCAUAUUGCUACAAAGGACGUCUUCGCCUGAAAACAGGGAAUGAAAUUCUCAGGGUCAGCAAUGACCUAGAAAAAAGACUCAAUGAGGUUUCUCUGCCGUUUAUGGUCCUACAUGGUGAAGAUGACAAGGUGACCGACAAGAAUGUGAGCCAACAACUGUACAAUGUGGCAUCGAGUACAGACAAGACCUUCAAGCUCUAUCCUGGGAUGUGGCAUGGCUUGCUCUACGGAGAGCCGCUCAACAACAUCAACAUUGUAUUUUCAGACAUCAUCGGAUGGUUAGAAAACAGAGUUUCCUUCGGGAACUUGAGGUUGGAGAGAGAAUUGAAGCUUCAUAACGAUGAUUUAAACUUGAAAUUGAUGGAGAAAGAAGAGAUCAUUAGUUAAUAUUUUGCACUCUGAAAGUGCAUUUUCUCCAAUUAGAUGUGAAUGAACAAAACCUACCCAGAAUAUGAAAAUUUAUCCUGUAAUAUUCAAUUAUAUAUAAAUAUAGUUUGUUCCUUCAA